AUGCGUUUUAUACCGGUUAUGCAAUGGAUUGCAAGGCAAAGUGAACAACCUUCAAGGAACAUACCGGAUGGGAUUUUCACGUUGGCACGGAAUUGGUCUUUGCUAUCCACAUGUGCUUGUAAUCAUAUUUACGAGCCCGACGAGUUCGAGGUCCCUAGACUCAGGAAUUCUAAUAUAACAAUUAAAUUGAAUGCAGAGCAGGACGUGCUUGUGACCACAAUCGGAAUGGUGAGGAGAAUAUUAGGUUUGGUUACGUACCAAGAGCCACUAGAGUCAGGAAGCCGUGGGAACAAGAAGGGAAGAAAAGAAAAAGCAGCGUAA
Striga asiatica is the source of this 321-nucleotide messenger RNA. NCBI's taxonomy places the organism in Eukaryota, Viridiplantae, Streptophyta, Magnoliopsida, Lamiales, Orobanchaceae. The record is from the annotation of a GenBank genome assembly.